This is a messenger RNA of Notothenia coriiceps (black rockcod), 1172 nucleotides long. RefSeq names its product docking protein 1-like. The annotation marks the transcript as partial. Gene Ontology annotation, cellular component: cytoplasm. Lineage: Eukaryota; Metazoa; Chordata; Actinopteri; Perciformes; Nototheniidae. Gene Ontology annotation, biological process: cell surface receptor protein tyrosine kinase signaling pathway; Ras protein signal transduction; positive regulation of MAPK cascade. The record is from RefSeq and is a predicted model, not a curated record. The transcript has 2 exons.
AGUUCUGGGUGACGGUUCAGAGGACUGACGCGGCGUGGCGCUGCGGCCUGAAGGGAGCGUAUUGGCUGCAGGUGGGGCGAGAGGCACUCCUACUGAGGGAAACAGAGAAGAAGAACACUGUUAGAGAAUGGCCCUACGAACUGCUGAGACGAUAUGGAAAAGAUAAGCUGGCCUUAACCAUUGAAGCAGGUAGACGCUGUAACUCCGGUCCAGGAACAUUCCGCUUUGAGACACAGCAGGCUGAGAAAAUAUUCUCCCUGAUUCAGAGUACCAUCAAAUCGAAGACUUCAACGGUGCCUCUCAGCAACCGAAACCAAGAGGGGGAGAAAGUUAUCGUGACCCGCAUAGGGGCUCAUUCCCCUCUCCCCAAAAUACCAGAUGGGACCUUUAUGGCUGCCAUUGUGGAGAACAAAGUGAGGGCACAGGAAAGUAAAUCUACUGCUUCAGAAGGGAGCGCACAUGCCCAGGGAGAUUUGGUUUGUUCAUCAGAGAGCUUGUCAGUGCAGCCAGCUCCUAUCACACUGAUGCCCCUUCCACUGGUACCCACACCUAACAGUCACUGCGGAGCUCCACUUGGUGGCCAAUCAGAAGCUGUAUAUGCUGACCCUGCUGACUGCAUGCAAUCUGUACCAAAAAUGCCAUCGGCAACGGCUCUGUAUGUAGACCCUGCAUGUGUGUUACCCCUCAAACCCCCAGGUUUAAGAGAAUCUGUCACCCCCAUUAACUCCUCUGCUCAAAAGCCAUGCUUUACCACCCAUCAACCAGAGUCUGUUUACUCAGAGGUGUACGACAAAAUCAGUCUGGUCCAGGAUACUGUCACUCAGCGCAAAGGAACACGUAUACCUUUUGCAGAUGAUGAACCCAUUUAUGCUGAGCCAAUAAGUAAGAAGGAGGCAGUGUCUCAUAAAAAUGAAAGCCAACCUGACCCAUAUGCCCACCUUUAUGCUCAAGUCUGCAAAACAAAAACACCAUUUAGUCUUUCUUCAUCCUGUAACACCACCCCUUCCUGCUCUGUGUCCUCUUCCUCUCUUACAGACAGUAUGAGCACAGAAAAUGAUGAUAUCAUAUACGAAAACCUGGGCAUCAUUUGAUAAGUUAUUGUAGCUUUAUACUCAAAUGCAGUGGCGAACCGUGUCUAUCACAACUGGACCUUCUGUAGACACACACACACA